Microthlaspi erraticum is the source of this 474-nucleotide messenger RNA. The record is from the annotation of a GenBank genome assembly. NCBI's taxonomy places the organism in Eukaryota, Viridiplantae, Streptophyta, Magnoliopsida, Brassicales, Brassicaceae.
AUGGUUGAUUCUCACGUUAUAAGAUCCUUUCUUCUUCUUCUUCUCACUAUCUCUCUUCAUUUCCUUCGCACGAGUCCAUCAAUCUCAAAACCAGAAGUUAUUACUAUCGAUGUGAGCCAAGCAAAGAAACUUCUUCAUGAUGGCUUCACUUUUCUCGAUGUGAGAACUGUUGAAGAAUUCGAGAAAGGCCAUGUUGAUUCAGAUAAAGUCUUCAAUGUUCCUUACUGGUUCUAUACUCCAAAUGGUCAAGAAAAUAACCCAUAUUUCUUGAUGAAUGUCUCAUCUCUCUGUAACCAAACCGAUCAUAUCGUCGUGGGAUGUAAAUCUGGAGUUAGAUCUUUAUAUGCUACCAAACAUCUUCUUUCUUCUGGCUUCAAGACUGUAAGAAACAUGGACGGUGGUUAUAUUGCUUGGAUCGACAAGAGAUUCCCAGUUAAAGUGGAACAAAUGGAACUCAAGUACGAUGAGCUCUGA